AUGGAUCUUCAUCAUAGCUUGCAAGUUUUAGGUAUAGAUGACCUAGCUGAUAUCACCCUGGACGAACUCGAGGAUAAAAUUCAACAUGCAAGUCCUAAUAAGAUACCCAAACAGAACGUUCUCCAAGCAUUCAUGGGAUGGCUCCACGAACGGAUCAAGAAGGAUAUUCAACAGAAGUCUUUGCUGUUGGAAUUUGCCAACCUUCUUUUAAAAACCGGGAAGCUGCAACAAGGGCCGUUCACAGAGAAUGAAAUCGAAGAGGCCCUCAAAGAAUGGCAAGUUAAGGAUGCUGCAGAUAAUCCUGAAAAUAUACGUAGGUAUCAGAUGGUACAGCUAGAUCUCCAUGGGCUAUUUGAGCAGUAUAGACAUAGCUCUAAGACGAAGAAGCAUUCACCUACGGGAUCAUCAUCGACUUUUGGUCGGGAUAUCAGACACUCGCUUGCCCAUAUUAACGAACCAAUUGACUCUCAAGCUAAAGCUAAAAAUAAAAUAAGAGAGCCUACAGUUUCCUGGGUAGUUGGCGGAGGAAAGAAGAAGACAGGCGCCAACGAUCUUCCCUUAGGUCGGAAGGCAGGUACACAUGCCAACAUCUAUAACGAGAUCGUCAAAAUCAAGGAAGAUAACAAAAAGAAGAACUCGACCAAGGCCAAUAAAGCGCCACCUAUGGAACAGACAGCAAAGCUGGGCUUAAAGGACGCAAGUUUAAGAGAGCUUAGCCCAGCGAUUACCUACAAAUCCAUCUUAUUAGACUAUUCUUCGUCAAACAUGCCUUCCUAUCUAACCACGUCUCCUCCUCAUGGGUAUAUAUGCAAACGUUGCGAGCAGCCAGGACACUGGAUCCAACUUUGCCCUACUAAUUUGGACCCGGAAUGGGAUCAAGCACCUCCGUAUUAUUAUCGAUGUGAAAUCUGCAAAGUAUCUGGCAAGCAUUUUGCAACACUAUGUCCUCAAAACGAGUACGAGCUCUCUUUAACACAGCAGCGUCUCCGCAUUAAGAUUCCACCAAAGAUGCCUACACGAGAUAAACGCUCCCACUAUCGAGACCGUUCUCCCUUCACACCAUCACCCCAAAGCCGCCCCCGAAGCCCUACCUACCUCCCUUUGAGACGUAAAAAGCGUAAUGUUUACAGACGAGACGAGACCCCGGAGGAUCGGACCCGUAGCUUAGGUGACCGAUAUCAAUCGCCCAACGAUCGCAGAAGUGUUUCACCUUGGUCAACACGUGAGCGGAUGACUCAAGAAACAUACCGUAGAGAAGACUCUCCUCAUGAACACUCUUCGGGCAAUUACCGUUUAAGGAAGCGUUCGGUCACCCCCCCUCGCAAUCACCGAAAGCGAACCAAAGCCCCUCCUCCUGAAGAACGUUCACGUCCGUUCUUGGAUUUACAUAAGACUAAAAGGGGCGCGGAAGAAGGAAGGCUGGGUUAUGAUAACGAUGAGUUUAUGGGCUCGCAUAUUUCUCCAGCGAUGCCAAAAGAUAACAUUCUUCCCAAGGAUCUCUUCCAAGGCACAAUCGAAAGCAAGAAUGAACUAAUGGCAGACGCUGCACCGCUGCCUGAAGACACUGCUGAAGAUAUCGAGAGAGCUAGGAAAGAAGCAAACGAGUUUCUCGAUGCUCUAACAAAUGAAAUUUCCUUAGACGAUACGCAAGUCUCACCUCCCGCAAACGAUACGUCUACCGACGAGUAUUCAUAUCAAUUAGACAAGAUAGAUACUGACAGCAGCAAGGAGGGGGAUGAUUUUGAUGAAGACAGUCUUACAUUAGCGGAGAUCGCAGACCAGCGCCUAUUCCAGGGUCCACACUUUGGAUCUGAAGUGACAUCCCUUUUCAGAGGCCGGACGAUUCCGAUAGUUCACAGCAAAGCAAACAGGAAGACUGCCAAAGAGAUGAUCGAAGAAGCCUGGAAGCCCACCUGGGCCUAA
Daldinia caldariorum is the source of this 1923-nucleotide messenger RNA. RefSeq lists its product as uncharacterized. Bases 1 to 1923 code for a protein of 640 amino acids. The transcript is spliced from 2 exons. NCBI's taxonomy places the organism in Eukaryota, Fungi, Ascomycota, Sordariomycetes, Xylariales, Hypoxylaceae. The record is from RefSeq and is a predicted model, not a curated record.